UAUGACAAUUUAGUUUACACAUACAGACCUGUGGAAGACUGCGUUGUACUUCCUUGUUGCUGCCGAGUAGCCAGUGAGCUCAGAAAUGGCGAAAGGAAGAGUGGUGCCAAGCAGAGAUGUUUGUCUGAUCCUGUUUCUAGUGUUAAACGGAGUAAGAUCUGAAGGAAACCUCGCUUUGUCAAAGACAGCUACACAGAGUAGUAACCAUAACGACGGGUAUUGGCUGGCGAGUGCUGCUGUGGAUGGAUGUUUGAAGACAUGGAUAGAUCCUGGUUGUUGUACACAUACAUUGGGAGGAAGUCGGAAGAUCGCAUGGUGGCGGGUUGAUCUUGGACAAAUGAGUACAAUAAACACAAUAAGAAUACUGUACAGAAAUGAUUUUCAGCAAAGACUGGCUGGUUUCCAGCUUUAUGUAUCCAAUACCACCGAUUCGCCCACAGACGGCGUCCUCUGCUAUCAAGACACUAGUAGUAGUAGAAGUGCGGUACAGUUAGACCAGACACACCAGUGCCCGUAUGUAGGGCGGUAUGUGACUGUGUACAACUAUAGAAACAACCCAAAACGAUACAGCUGGUAUAGUGAUUAUGCAGUAUUAGAGCUCUGUGAGGUUCAAGUGUUUGGUGAGUGUAUAAUAAUUUAA
This is a messenger RNA of Pecten maximus, 640 nucleotides long. Its product is annotated as fucolectin-3-like. The record is from RefSeq and is a predicted model, not a curated record. Bases 86 to 640 code for a protein of 184 amino acids. Lineage: Eukaryota; Metazoa; Mollusca; Bivalvia; Pectinida; Pectinidae. The transcript has 3 exons.